CCCCCCCCCCCCCCGGGAGCCACUCCACUUGCGAGAUACCCGGGCCACCAAGAGUCCAACCACGACAUCGCACACGCGCCUAUCUACCCCCCGUCUGAACUGCAGAGGACCACGCGGUAAAACGGCAGCCAAAGGCUCGCGAUCAAAUAUCACGAGGCAAAAGAGGAAGACACGCGCCGCGCUUUGAGCCAGUCUCGUCUCGUGGCCCGGCAAACACAACACACUCCGCAGCUAGUCCAGCACCCACCGACACGACAAUCUCGCCCUCGUCAAAGUCGCGCGCGCCGCUUGCUCGCUUGCCAGCCUGACCAGCUCGCGUAGAUCUUGUUCAGCCCCGAUCCCGAGAUAAUAGACGCCCACCCCGGCCUCCCAUCACUCAACGAGGCGCGUACCUUCCCUCGCCCCUGUCGCGCUCGACACGAACGGCCAAACAGUUCCGACACCAUCCUGCCUUAACGCCACGUCACAUUCCCUCUCGCCGACUUUGGACGCGUCGUCGCUUUGGCCAUGUCGCAACAGGCAGGGCCGUCGACCUCCACCGGGGGAGAUCAGGCAUCGCAGCAGCAACAGACACAACAGCAGACACAGCAGAACCCCUUCCCAUCGACGCUAGACUUUUCAACUCAACAACAGCUGCUCCAACAGUUUGCUGCCAAGUUUCCAAACAACCUGGCUCAGCUUGGACAAGGAGGAGGAGGAGCUGCCAACCCCGCCGCCCUCUUCCCCAACCUCCCCAACCUCACUCUGCCUCCUAAUCGCAAGUCGAGCGGAGGAAGUCUAGGCGGCGCCGGAUCGCCGGCAUCCAACGGCUCAACUACAGCUCCAAGCCUCAAUCUCAACCUCGCUGCUGCUGCUGCAUCUGCGCUGCCUGGUACGACCCCUGGCCAGGUGGACGUCCAGGCUCUCCAGGCUCAACUGCAAGCACGGAUGCUUCAGGUCCAGCAGCAGGCGCUGCAGGCUGCCGCCAUGCGAGCCGGCGGAGCACCUGGCAGCUCACCGGCUGCCACUGCAGGAUCACCAGCCAACGCCCAGGCAUCAACACCUGGCUCAACGACAGCGGUUCAAGAUCCAACAGCAGCAGCACCCGUUAGGCCAGUAAAUGGCAUCCCAGAUUGGGCGGCUCAGGCUGCUGCCAGCGGUCUUCUUGGGAACAUUGCGGCUGGAGCCGACCGCGAGGCCAUCUUGAAGCAGCUGCAAGCCUUGCAUCAGUCUCAAGCUCAACGUGCAAAGCAUGCUGCCGCGCUUGGCGGAGCAGGCGUCAACGCUGCCACUGUCGCCGCGGCUGCAGCGGCCUCACCUGCGUCGGUCACUGCUCCAUCUCCAGCAGCAGCCAGUGCGACUGCGCCGUCGCCUGCUCCCAACGCAACGGGCACGCCCGUGUCGGGCAACCCGAUCCUGCCUUCGGCUGCCUCUCCUGCCUCAGCACCGUCGCCGAGCGUGAUCGCUGCCGUGGCAUCGGCAGCUGGCAUCCGCCCUCCCCUUGGCGCAUCACCAGCAACACCUGUUGGCGGUGGCCUGGCAGGGCCGGGAGCCCCGGGAGCUCGGCCUCCAGGCAUGCCAGUGCGGCCAAUGUUGCAGAAGCAACAGCUCCUGAACUCGCUUGUUCAGUACUACAAGACCGUCAACCAGCCCAUGCCGACAGAGCUUGUCAACGGCUCCUUCAAGCUGGGCGAGACUUGGAUUGAGCUCACAGAGCUGUUCUUUGCCAUCUUCAGACAAGGAGGCCUGAUGAAGAUCAUUCGCGACUUCCCAGGCAACCCCACCGAGAGCCCAGUCUGGCAACAGCUGUUGACAGCCAAGGGAGUUCCUUCCCCGCUCCCUGCGCCUGUUACAUUGCCACGGCAAGACCCCUCCUCGCCAGCGCAGACGACCACAAAUCCUGUCCAGUACCUCCUCGAGGCCUACCGGGCUUGGAUCUUUGGCUUCGAGCAGGCGAUGGCCCGGUCAAAAAUGGCUCAGAUCCAAAAGCAGCAACAAGCUGCCCUCGCUGCCUCUGGAGGUGUGCGCCCUCCUCUAGCCGCUGGCUCUCCAGUGGCGCCGACUCCUCCAGGUGGUCCCAUGGCUGCACCAUCACCCCAGACCGUUGGAACCCCUCGAGCAGUUUCGGGCCCGGCUCCGUCAGCUCCUACUCCCACCGCCAUUGCCCCGUCGCCCCAGGCAUCCAUUCCCCCAGCGUCUCCCGCAGUUGCAGCGCCGUCGCCUGCCGUUCAAGCGAUCGCCGCGACGCCGUCUCCAGCUGUUGCCACUCCAUCGCCAACUGCUGUGGUGGCUCCUCCGGCCGUGCCCGACGUGACUCCAGCACAGCCAGUAGCCCCCGCCGCCACCGCCGCAACGCCAACAGCCAGUGCUCCCACACCAAUUGCGCCUACUUCCGCGGCGCCGACGCCAGUGGCGGCUCCUGCCGCCAACACGCCCUCCCCAGCCACACCGGUCGCUGCACCAAAACCAAAGAUUGAUAUCGCCGUGGCCACCGCUGCUGCCGGGUCGCCCUUGAGUGCGGUUGCCCCCAUCGGCAUCAACGGAACGCCAACGACCGCAGACGGCGGCCCCGCGAAGAAGAGAAAGCGUGACCUUGCGAACAACAACAAGAGUGCUUCUCCAUCAACGCCGGCGCCAAUCUCCGCUCCGCAGAGUGCCGUUCCUCAUGUACCAAAACGCCAGCGGUACAAGGUUGAGUACAGACCACUGCACUUCCCUCAGCCGACGCUUGGUGGCUGGGAUGAACGAGCAGUGGCAUCUGCUUUCCCCAAGCACCUUCUUGGCCGGCCCACUCACGCAUCGCAAGAGCUCAAGGUCGACGUCGAGGCCGUUCUCAUGGGCUUACGCUCGAGAUUGCCGCGUGAAGUCGGAUACGGCUUGACGGUCUUGUCCAUGCUGUCGAUGCCUCAGAACGACGCUGCGACGACGUCAUUGCCCAUCCUGCCGAUGAUCGAAGUGUACAACGAGCUUCUCGACUUGAUUGCCGAAGCUGCUCUUGGUGAUGGCGGCCUGGAGGCCUGGUUGAAGGAGCAGGCCCAAGCUGCCGACGGCACUACAACACCACGCGCAAGUGUACCACCACUCGUGGCGGACCUGCGCCUCACGUUUGGCGACCUGGAACAACUCGGACAUCACUUUGACUACUCGGUCAGCGAGAACGAAGACUCGUUGAACACUGGCCGCGAGCAGACCCGCGGGCCUACCGACAUUGUGCUCGCAGGCCUCAACAUUAUCAGAAACUUUUCCUUCUUGCCCGAGAACCAGCAGCACAUGGCUCGGCCCGAGCUCUUCAACCUCUUGGCCGCGAUCACCUCGACUACUCUUGCUCGCCUGCCAGGAGAGCCCGACAGCGCCAAGCCGUACUCCGUCUUGGAACUUGCUCGCGUCAGGAGAGAAUCGGUAGCCAUCUUGACCAACCUUGGCGGUUUCUUCGACCUCCGCGCAAUUCCCAGUCGUUCAGUCUUGUCCAUUUUCCAGCUCAUCGCUGGAUUCUUAACCGAGGGUUGGGAGUCGUUCCGCUUGCGCGAGCCUGGCUACGGCCCCAACAUUUCGAUUCGGGACGUGCCACCAACUGCAAUUCUCAGCGUCGACAGGGCACUGGAAGCCUUUGGCAGACUCGCUCUGUUGGACCACAACCGCGAGGUCAUUGCGUCGGUGGUGCCGGCCGAUGAACUGGUUGGCCUCUUUGCCGGCCUCAUCAAACUCUUCCCGUUGUCCAAGCGCGACCUGGAGGCCAUGCACUCGAUCGAGGACUAUCUCGGUCGCGUCGAGCUGGUUGCGCUCGCCGUCUACUCUCUUGCCUUCCUCGCGCCGCAGGGAGCAAGAACGGGUAUGCGCUCGACACCGGGAGCGACUGCCGUCCUGACCCGGCUGGUGCACGACCUCACUCCGCGCGCCCCCGAGCUCAAGACGUCGCCAUUUGGGAUCCUUGUGCGCCGCGUUGCCGAGACGCUGGGCGUGCUCAACGGGACUGUCAACGCGGGCGGCAACUCUGAGCGCAUGAGCUUCUCUGCUGGCGGUGUCGACGGCAAGGGCUGGAAGUUUGCGUCGGAUUCUGUCGAGCCCGGAUGGCUCGCGUACGACGCUGAGCGGGUUCUCGAGUCGAUGGGAUGGGGAAGUGGCAGAGGGCCAAUGUUCCGUGUGGACGGGCCGACGUUUGCAGAGCUCGACGGGCUUUGGCGUGGUUAGGAGAGGAAGGGGAAGCAGAAGAAGCCGACGCAACAUGUUGUACUGCGCAGCGCAUGAAACACCACCAUAGCAUGUAGACUAUUCAGUGUUCCGUAAAGCACAGAAUGGAACUAGAACUGUAUCGAUG
Molecule: messenger RNA, 4294 nt
Organism: Vanrija pseudolonga
Lineage: Eukaryota; Fungi; Basidiomycota; Tremellomycetes; Trichosporonales; Trichosporonaceae
Exons: 3
Coding region: 508-4167 (1219 amino acids)
Molecular function (GO): DNA binding
Source: RefSeq, a predicted model, not a curated record